AACAAAGCCCACAGCUCAGACGAAGAAGAUGAUGAUAAGUAGGCUUAGUAGCAAAUUCAACUUUUUUUUGCGAAACCCAUUUUUCCCUACACCUCUCUAUCACCAUAACCAUCGUUUCCUUACAAUUAUACAACAAAAACAAGCUCUACACAAUCUUCCUAAUGGUUAAAAUGGUCCUUUUUCCAAGAAUCACAUUUCAGUUUUACCUCUUCGGUGUUUGAGCAGCAAUUCUUCUGAAGAAAUCACCCCAGAGAGAAAUGAAAACGACCCACUUCACUAUGAAACGAUUGAGGACGUAGAACCAAUAGAUUUAUGGGAAGAAGAAGAGGAAGUUGAGCCUGAGAUUGGCGAUGGAGGUGAUGGAGGAGGAAUAGUUUUCCAAAGUUGCUCUUGGGGUGAGCAGGCAUUAUCAAUUGCUCGUGAUGUGCUGCUACCAUUUGGUGAUGACAUGGAGCUCUAUUCAUUUAAAACUAGUCCUCAUGGGUACAUCUAUGUCAGAUUAGACAAACUUCCAAAUAAUUUUGGCUGUCCAAGUAUGGAUGAGAUGGAAGAAUUUAGCCGCCAAUACAAGAAAAGGUUAGACGAAGCUGGUGCACUAGGGAAAAUUCCUGAGGAUCUGGCCCUUGAGGUAUCGUCUCCUGGUGCUGAGCGGCUAAUAAAAGUACCGGACGACUUAUCCCGCUUCAAGGAUAGGCCUAUGAGAGUUAGCUAUAUAGAAGAAAUGAACUCUAGAAAGGUUGAAAAGAAUGGAAUAUUCUUCAUGGAAUCAAUCGAUGCAGAAUCAGGAAGCUGUAUCUGGAAGUUGGCGGAUGUGAAGGAGAAUAGAGAUCCAACAUCCAAAGGAAGGCCGCUAAGCCGUAAACAGAAAGAUUGGAGGUUAAAACUGCCUUAUGCAAUGGUUAAGAAGGUAACCUUGUACCUCAAUUACUGAAUUCCGUCUCAUUGUUGUAGGACUCAAGGUACUGAUGUAUAGACCUCUGUUGUUACUUUAUACACACUUAAA
Messenger RNA from Solanum verrucosum, 1003 nucleotides. RefSeq lists its product as uncharacterized. Gene Ontology annotation, biological process: ribosomal small subunit biogenesis. NCBI's taxonomy places the organism in Eukaryota, Viridiplantae, Streptophyta, Magnoliopsida, Solanales, Solanaceae. The record is from RefSeq and is a predicted model, not a curated record.